AUGGCCGAGAAGUGCGACUGCCUGGCCAGCAUGUACGGCUACGACCUGGGCUGCCGCUUCGUGAACUUCCGCCCGCUGGGCUUCGGGGCCAACGGGCUAGUGCUGUCGGCCCUGGACAGCCGCAGCUGCCGCAAGGUGGCCGUGAAGAAGCUGACGCUGGGCGAUGCGCGCAGCAUGAAGCACGCCUUCCGCGAGAUCAAGAUCAUCCGCCGCCUGGACCACGAGAACAUCGUCAAGGUCUACGAGGUGCUGGGCCCCAAGGGCGCCAACCUGCGCGGGGACUUCUUCAAGUUCAACAUGGUGUACAUCGUGCAGGAGUACAUGGAGACGGACCUGGCGCGGCUGCUGGAGCAGGGCAAGCUGGCCGAGGAGCACGCCAAGCUCUUCAUGUACCAGCUGCUGCGCGGGCUCAAGUACAUCCACUCGGCCAACGUGCUGCACCGCGACCUCAAGCCCGCCAACAUCUUCAUCAGCACCGAGGACCUGGUGCUGAAGAUCGGCGACUUCGGCCUGGCCAGGAUCGUGGACCAGCACUACUCGCACAAGGGUUACCUCUCUGAAGGUUUGGUGACCAAGUGGUACCGCUCCCCCCGUCUCCUCCUGUCGCCCAACAACUACACCAAAGCCAUCGACAUGUGGGCAGCUGGCUGCAUCCUGGCAGAGAUGCUCACCGGCAGGAUGCUCUUUGCUGCCAUUGAUUUUCUGGAGAAGAUCCUGACGUUUAACCCCAUGGAUCGCCUGACGGCCGAGAUGGGCCUGCAGCACCCCUACAUGAGCCCCUACUCGUGCCCCGAGGACGAGCCCGUGUCCCAGCACCCGUUCCGCAUCGAGGACGAGAUCGAUGACAUCCUGCUGAUGGAGGCCAACCAGAGCCAGAUGUCCACCUGGGACAGGUACCACAUCAGCCUCUCGUCCGACCUGGACUGGAGGCACGACAAGCACCACGAGAUGGACGAGGUGCAGCGCGACCCCCGCGCAGGGUCCGAGUCCGCCGCCGAGGAGGCGCAGGUGGACCCGCGGAAAUACUCGCAGAGCAGCUCGGAGCGGUUCCUGGAGCUGUCCCACUCGUCCAUGGACCGAGUGUUCGAUGCCGACUGUGGCAAGUCGUGCGAUUACAAAGUGGGAUCGCCCUCCUACCUGGACAAGCUGCUGUGGAGGGACAGCAAGCCCCACCACUACUCGGAGCCCAAGCUGAUCUUGGAUUUAUCCCACUGGAAGAGGGCAGCCAUAGCGCCCGCAGCUGAGCUGUCGCUGGAAGAGGAGCCGUCCAACCUGUUUCUGGAGAUCGCCCAGUGGGUGAAGAGCACGCAGGUGGGGCUGGAGUGCCCCAGCUCCCUCCCGGAGAUGCAGGAGCGGAGCCUGCCCUCCUCCCCUCACCGCCUGCACCAGGAGCCCGCCCAGGUGAGCGGCGAGACCGACCCCGAGUUCGACCUGGACGUCUUCAUCUCCAGGGCUCUGAAACUUUGCACAAAGCCCGAGGAUCUCCCGGACAAGCAGCUCAACGAGAUCAACGGGGCGUGCAUCUCGGAGCACCCCGGGGACAUGGUGCAGGCGGACGUGUUCCAGAAGGAGCGGUGGUGA
This is a messenger RNA of Sturnus vulgaris (Common starling), 1581 nucleotides long. Lineage: Eukaryota; Metazoa; Chordata; Aves; Passeriformes; Sturnidae. The record is from RefSeq and is a predicted model, not a curated record.